AUGGGUUCCACGAUCAACCCUCAAGCACGAGGCUACGAGACCGUCAGCCUAUCUGAGAAGGAAGAGCUGCCAUCACGCCCUCUCCUUGCUCAUGGCACGCAACUCAAUCCCGCUCAGCGCCUGAAGUGCAAGCUGCCUGUUCUCCUGGCUUCCUGCGCCGUCUCGCUCGCCGUUUUCUUCGCGUUCAACAUGCUUGCGUGCAACGACACCCUGUUCGGCAUCAAACCGCGUCCAUCCGAGCCCUCCACUACGCAAGCACCGUUCCAAGCCCGAGAUUACCAGAGUUCUUCGCAGGAGGACUGCCCAUGCAAGCCCACGUCCACGGUACCCGACUAUUUUAACACCAGCCCAGGCCCGUGGGUUGGCAAGACGGCUACAGGCAAGGCCCCCUUUAUGGCCCAGACGAGAACCCUUGACCAUGCUGCUACUUAUGUGCCCAAUGCGCCGCUACAGACGCAGGUGCCCGUUCAGGGCUGGCAGCCGGGUAACUUGAGCAUUUUUGACAUGAUGGGAUUUCUGACGCCUUAUACGCCCUCGACCGGGUUUGGAGUGGAUGAGUGGCCGCUGCCUGAGGGCGCUGAGAUUAUUUGGCUUCAGAUGGUUUCUCGCCACGGCUCUCGCUAUCCCACAGGAGGCUCAAACGUAGAGUCUUUCGGUGCCCGCCUUGCCAAUGCGACUGGCAAGUUCAACGCUACGGGUGAACUCGAGUUCAUGAACAACUGGAAGUAUCAGAUGGGAACCGAGAUUCUCGUCCCCAGAGGUCGCCAGGAACUGUUCGACUCUGGCGUCCUUCACGCUUACAUGUAUUCGUCGCUUUAUGACCCCGAGACCAAGAUCAUUGCUCGUACGACGACCCAAGACCGUAUGAUGAAGUCGGCUGAGAACUUCUUAGCUGGUAUGUUUGGCCUCGAAUGGACCCACAACGUCACCCUGGAAGUUAUCAUUGAGGGCUACAGGCUGAAUAACUCUUUGGCUGGUUACAUGAACUGCCCCAAUGGGACCGAGGACGGUCCCGGCUCUGUGGCCCGCGAUAUCUGGGUCGGCAGCUACUUGAAGGAUGCUACUGAGCGAUUCUCCAAGCUCGUUACCGGCUAUAACUGGACGGUCGAUGACACUUAUGCCGCCCAGACCUUGUGCGCCUACGACACCGUAAGUGGAAUCCUUCCCUCCAUCCCUCCCCCCUGCCUAGUGUCCCAUCUCAAACUCACAUUUCCUCCACUGAAGGUUGCCAACGGCUACAGCCGCUUCUGCUCCCUGUUCACCUACGAAGAAUGGAUUGGCUUCGGCUACUCCCACGAUCUCCAAUUCUACGGCAACAGCGCCUUCGGCUCCGAGACGGGCCGCGCCGUCGGCAUUGGCUUCCAGCAGGAAGUCCUUGCCCGCCUCCAAAACCACACCAUUGCCUACUCUGAAACCCAGCUCAACACAACCCUCGACAACAAUACCGUCACCUUCCCGCUCAACCAAUCCCUAUAUCUCGACUUCUCGCACGACACCAACAUCAUAUCCAUCCUCACCGCUUUCGGGUUAACCCAGUUCGAGCAGGAUCUCCCUACCGACGUCUACCCGGGUGACCAUAAUUUCACCGUGUCGCAUAUCACGCCGUUUGGCGCCCGCUUGGACAUCGAGAUUAUCAAGACGCCGAAGCCGGUGAAGGCUGAUCGGAGCGGGUAUGAGGAUCAAGGGGAGGAGACCAAGUAUGUCCAUUUUGUGCUGAAUCAGAGGACGGUACCCCUUGGGUGGAGCCAUCCGGAGUGUGAUGCGGAAAGGGUGGAUGGGUGGUGCGAGUUUGAGACUUUCUUGAAGGUGCAGGAGAAGAUGCCCGGGUUGGCGAAGUAUACCGAGGUUUGCUUUACUAAGGGGGGAGGCGCCUAG
Molecule: messenger RNA, 1875 nt
Organism: Sordaria macrospora k-hell
Lineage: Eukaryota; Fungi; Ascomycota; Sordariomycetes; Sordariales; Sordariaceae
Source: RefSeq, a predicted model, not a curated record